This is a messenger RNA of Microcebus murinus (gray mouse lemur), 3367 nucleotides long. The record is from RefSeq and is a predicted model, not a curated record. NCBI's taxonomy places the organism in Eukaryota, Metazoa, Chordata, Mammalia, Primates, Cheirogaleidae.
AUGGCCGGCGCCGCGCCGCGGGUCCGGUAGGCGGGCUUCUGCUGCCCGCUCGGGGGCCUGGCGUCGGGCAAGCCCCGCGUGCUGUGCCACGAGGCGGAGGCCUUCCUGUCCACCGGGAGCGAGCUUGUCUACGUGUAUGACCUGGAGGGCGGGCUGCUGACCGCGGCGUACCGGUUCCCCGGCCAGGUGUGGCACCUGGAGCUCCUGGCCCCUCGCCGGGCGCUCUACGUCCUGUGCGCCGGGAAGGGCAUUUACUGCUUGUCGUUGGACCACCUGAGCAGGUCUACGAGCCAGGACGAUGGGGACAGUGAGGACGGUGAACUCCCUUCCUCUGUGGUCCCCGUGGGCCCCGAUGCCUGCGUGCUCCCCGACGCCUCGCUGUGCGCGUUCACCGUGCUUGAUGGCACGCUUGUCACCCUGGCGCAGGGCCCUACCCAGUGGAAGAUACAGCUGUUUGAGCGUCCCUGUCCAGGGGAGGACCCCCAGCCGGGAGGCCAGAUUGGCGAGGUAGAGUUGUCCACCUACACCCCCCCGGCUGGCGUCCCAGGGAAACCUGCAGACCCCUGCUUCCUCCCAGUGCUGUGCUGCGUGUCACCACCAGCCUCUAGGGUCCCACAUGGCCACCUCUGGGGCUCCGGGAGCUUCACACUGAAGGAGGCCCUCUUUGGGCUCCUCUUUGGAGCCGAUGCCACCCUCCUGGAGUCACCUGUGAUCCUCUGUGGCCUCCCUGAUGGCCAGCUCUGCUCUGUGGUCCUGAAGGCCCUGGUCACCUCCAGGUCAGCCCCCGGCGAUCCAAAGGCCCUUGUCAAGAUCCUCCAUCACCUGGAAGAGCCUGUCAUCUUCAUAGGGGCCCUGAGGACAGAGCCGCAAGCUGAGGAGGCUGCGGAGGAGAUGCCGCCUGGCGAGGAUGUGCACUCUGACUGCCUGGUGGCCCUUGGGCACUAUGGCCGGACGCUUGCCAUCAAGGCCAGCUGGGACAAAGCUGGGAAUCUGGUGCCGGAGCUGCGGGAGUACUGCCUCCCGGGCCCGGUGCUCUGCGCCGCCUGCGGUGGGGGUGGCCGCGUGUACCACAGCACCCCUUCAGACCUCUGUAUGGUGGACCUUGCUCGGGGCAGCACCCCCUCAGACCCCACGCAGCCCGAGGAGGGCCCGGGAGGCCUUCCCCCUCUGCUGUGCCCAGCCAGCCUGAGCGCCUGUAGCGUCGUCACUCUGUCUGUGUCGUCUAGGGCUCCUGAAGGUGACACCGAGCUCCUGGCCCUGUCUGCCAAAGGCCGCCUGAUGACCUUCAGCCUGGACUUGAACUCCGAGGUGCCCGGCCUUUCUGCGGUGAGCAGGGCUGACACAGGCCAGAAAAUUAAGGAAUUGCUCUCUGGAAUCGGCAACGUGUCCGAGAGAGUGUCCUUUCUAAAGAAAGCGGUUGACCAGCGGAACAAGGCCCUGACGAGCCUCAACGAGGCCAUGAACGUGAGCUGCGCACUGCUGUCCAGCCGGGAGGGCCCCAGGCCCAUCUCCUGCACGACCACUGCGGCCUGGAGCCGCCUGCAGAUGCAAGACGUGCUGACGGCCACCUGCCUGCUGGAGAACCGCAGCGCCUUCCACCUGGGCCAGGGCUGGACCCUGUGCGUCCAGGUGCUCACCAGCUGCUCCGCCCUGGACCUGGACUCGGCCGGCGCGGCCACCACCUACACCAUCCCCGUGGACCAGCUCGGCCCCGGCGGUCAGCGGGAGGUGACGCUGCCCCUGGGCCCUGGCGAGAACGGCUCCUUCGACCUGCCCGUGACCGUGUCCUGCACGCUCUUCUAUAGCCUCAGGGAGGUCGUGGGCAGGGCGCUUGCCCCCUCGGACUCUUUCGAGGAGCCCUUCCUGGACGAGGAGCCCCCCGACGUCCUGCCUGAGCAGGAGGGCAUCUGCCUGCCCCUCAGCAGGCACACGGUGGACCUGCUGCAGAGCCUGCGCUUCCCCGGCCUGGCCCCGCCCUGCACGCAGGCCCCGCCCCUGCGCGGCCCUGCGGACCCCGUGGACACCUUCCUGGAAGCACGUCGGGAGCCCGGCAGCCACCCCUCGGGCCCUGCCUCCCUGCGGGCUGCGUACCUGCCCCCGUCAGUAGCCUGCAUCAAGGUGUCGGCCGAGCUGCUCAGGGCUGCGCUGGAGGACAGCCGCGCAGGGCUGCCCCUGUGCUGCGCCACCCUGCGGUGGCUCCUCGCCGAGAACGCCGCUGCGGACGUCGUGCGGGCCCGGGCCUUGUCCUCCGUCCAGGGAGUGGCCCCAGAUGGUGCUGACGUCCACCUCAUCGUCCGCGAGGUGGCCGUGACCGACCUGUGCCUGGCGGGGCCCAUCCAGGUCGUGGAGAUUCAGGUGGAGAGCUCCUCCCUGGCCGACGUGUGUCGGGCCCACCACGCUGUCAUCGGGCGCAUGCAGACCAUGGUCACGCAGCAGGCCGCCCAGGGCUCCAGCCCCCCCGACCUCCGGGUGCAGUACCUCCGCCAGAUCCACGCCAACCACGAGGCGCUGCUCCGGGAGGUGCAGGCGCUGCGUGACCGGCUGUGCGUGGAGGACGAAGCCAGCUCCUGCGCCACUGCCCAGCGCCUCCUGCAGGUGUACAAGCAGCUGCGCAACCCCAGCCUCGUCCUGCUGUGACCAGGGAAAAACCGGAACACAACCGGCUGCUUUACCGCUCUGGGCUCGGGAAGCGCUCGGCCUGGCCGGAGCCACGGAAGGUCCGCCGGACGCGCAGGGAGCGCCUGUGGAUUCCGUCGUGAGCAGCUGAGGCGGGUUCUGGGCCCCGCCGGUCCUCCCGCCUGGCUCCCUGCCCUCCUCGUCACCUCUUCCUCCCAACAGCGGGUGCAGCAUGGCCCCGGCCGUCUCCCCACCCUGAGCCACAAGUCCCAGGCCCUUCUGGACUCUGGGCCCGGGAGCCCAGCGAGAAGCGGUGUCUGGGGUUGGGGCUCAGGGUGGGUUUGUGACCGUGCUGUCACUGUUGCUGCUACUGCCAAGCCGGCCCACGGACCCUCGUCCACCGUCCACGCCUGCCCAGCUGCCCACGCUAGGGUCACCGAGGGUCCGGGGCGCCCCAUGACCAAAGCACAAACGCCACGCGGGGCUCCUGUGGGUGCCAUCCGUGGGCCGUGGCCAGAAAGCUCAACAACCAGGUGCCUCUGCCGGGGCUGCGCGUCUGUGUGGCCGCGCCCCCGCCGCCUCCCCGCGGUGCUGCUCUUUUACUCUCUGGGGAGGGACGACUGUGCCUCCCUGUCCCCGCCGGUGCUCUGGCCACCCUGUGACACACAGACCCUGUCACACACUCCCAUGACACACAGCCGUGACACAUGUGCUUCUCUGCCGUGACAAACAACCCGUCUGUUGAACUUCA